CAAUAAACAAAGGGGAAACCGGACCUUGUUUUUAUUUUUUUCUUUACUUUGACCGUCGUAAACCUUCUAUUUCUCAAUGGCAUCUUUGUUCCGAUCGUCGGUUGUUCGGGUCAGCCGGCCUCUUCGACAGUUCCAUACAGCUGCCCCGGUGGCUUCGCAUAUUGGACGAACACAACUUUCCUAUGGCCAAGAUGUCACCAUCACUCACGAUGCCACACCCAUCACAACUCCUCGCAUUUCCUCGGAACGUGAUAACACCAUGUUGACAGUGACCGGACCACUCGGUACCUUGAAGAUGCCUAUCAAACCUUUCGUCAAACUUCAAUUCACUUCUUCCACUGGAGAAGAUGCGGAAAACAUUUUACAAGUAUCCGUGGAGGACGAAACCAUCAAACAACAACGAGCCAUGUGGGGUACCACUCGCAAUUUAAUCAACAAUAUGAUCGUCGGUGUCUCUGAAGGAUACCGUAUGCAACUGCGAUUAGUCGGUGUGGGUUACAGAGGUGUACUGGAAAACGAUCGCACCUUAUCCCUGAAGCUUGGCUACUCACAUCCCGUUGUCAUCCCGAUACCCGAAGGUAUCACUUGCACUGUACCGCAGCCUAAUCGUGUGCUUUUGCAGAGCUCCGAUUUACAAAAAGUGACCCAACUUGCCGCUACGAUCCAAAGUUGGAGAAAGCCAGAACCAUACAACCAAAAGGGUAUUUUCAUCAACGACGAGACCAUCAAGAAGAAGGAAGGAAAGAAGAAAUAGUUAUAGACUUUGUAUUCAUAUUAUUAAAAUUUUUUCAUGUAUUCAUCA
Radiomyces spectabilis is the source of this 802-nucleotide messenger RNA. RefSeq names its product ribosomal protein L6, alpha-beta domain-containing protein. The record is from RefSeq and is a predicted model, not a curated record. The transcript has a single exon. Gene Ontology annotation, molecular function: rRNA binding; structural constituent of ribosome. Lineage: Eukaryota; Fungi; Mucoromycota; Mucoromycetes; Mucorales; Radiomycetaceae. The coding region runs from base 77 to 754 and encodes 225 amino acids. Gene Ontology annotation, biological process: translation. Gene Ontology annotation, cellular component: mitochondrial large ribosomal subunit; ribosome.